This is a messenger RNA of Pecten maximus, 635 nucleotides long. RefSeq names its product thyroglobulin-like. The transcript is spliced from 4 exons. Lineage: Eukaryota; Metazoa; Mollusca; Bivalvia; Pectinida; Pectinidae. Bases 67 to 615 code for a protein of 182 amino acids. Gene Ontology annotation, cellular component: basement membrane. The record is from RefSeq and is a predicted model, not a curated record. Gene Ontology annotation, biological process: cell-matrix adhesion.
CUCAUCAGCCUAUCCUUUAAACAGUUCAAACACGUUACAAACCGUUUUGACUAAUUAAUCCCAAAAAUGAGGGGCAUCGUUCUUGCUUUAAUUGUCCUCACUGGAAUCGUAUUUGCUGAUGAGACUGAUUCCGGAACUGAUGCAUCAAAAGACGUCACAGAUGCCCCUGAGACGGCAGAAGCUACAGAAACCUGUCAGCGGGAGUUUGACUAUAUAGAGGACUUGGAGAACCAAGUUUGGGAGGAGACGGGUGUCCGACCAUCCGGCACAACCAAACCGCAGUGUCUCGAGGAUGGAACUUAUGCCCCACGUCAGUGUAUGUACGGCCACUGUCGAUGUGUAGCUGCUGACGGAACUAUCCUGACAGACAAAGACUUUACAGAAGCCGAAGCUGUUGACACUGACUGUGCAUGUGCACGUGAACAACAUGAUUAUUCCCAGCAGAAAUUGCUCGGAAAGAUGCAUCGUUGUACUGCCAUAGGAAGCUACGAUCCCAUUCAAUGUACCGGAAGCGUUUGCUUCUGUGCUGAUGUCCGAGGUGGACAGAUUGGAGAGGAAACAGUACACAUAGGACUCUUAGAUACGCUCCAGUGUGACUCUGUUACAUUACAAUAAAGUGGCCACUUGAAAUCCAA